AUGACUCAAUUGACAUUUCUUCAAAAGUGCAACACACCAUUAAUCCAGGUAGUUUUCUUGGGUAUUGUAUGUCUGUGCUGUCCUGGUAUGUUUAAUGCCUUGUCUGGGCUCGGUGCUGGUGGCUCCAUGAGCUCCAAUGUUGCCCUGACAGAUGCUGCUAAUGGUGCUUUAUACGGUUGCUUUGCUAUUGUUGGUUUCUUUGCUGGUACAUUCACCAACACGAUUGGCGUUAAAUAUACAUUGACUAUUGGUUCCAUUGGGUACGCACUUUACUCGGCCGCUUUCUGGAUCUAUGACAGAAAGCAAGUGUCUGGAUUUGUUGUUGCUGCUGGCGCCAUCUUGGGUUGCUGUGCUGGUGUAUUCUGGUCUGCUCAGGGCUCCAUUAUGAUGUCUUACCCCGAAGAAAAGAACAAGGGCAAAUACGUUGCCAUCUUCUGGGCUCUGUUCAACUUUGGUGGUAUCCUGGGCUCCAUCAUUGCUCUUGCUCUCAAUCUAGAGAACCAAGCUGGCGGUGUGAGCACAGGUACCUAUACAGCCUUUGUAGUCAUCAUGCUGGUCGGUGUUGUCUUUUCUCUCGUGAUUGCUCCUCCUUCUAAGGUAGUCCGUCCUAAUGGCACUCAUGUUGCCGUUGCCAAGGCUUCGCACUGGACCGCUGAGCUCAAGGGCGUCUUGCUUGUUUGGAAAGAAUGGCGUAUGAUCUAUCUCAUUCCUGCCUUUUUGGCCUCCAACUGGUUUUACUCUUACCAAUUUAGAAUCAACGCUGUCUAUUUUGAUGCCUCUGCUCGUGCUCUUAAUGACACCAUGUACUGGGGUCUCCAGAUUAUCGGUUCUUUGAUGAUUGGUGUCUUGUUAGAUUACCAACGCAUGACUCGCCGUGGCCGUGGUUUGCUGGCAUUAGCCAUCUUGUUUCUUGUCGUGAUGGGCGUUUGGGCUGGCGGUUUCGCUUUCCAACUGACAUUUGACAACGAUUUUGACUCUCCUAUCGGCUGGAAGGAUCCCGGUUUUGGUGGUCCCUUUGUGCUGUACAUGCUGUAUGGUUUUACUGAUUCCUUAUAUCAGUCCUACAUGUACUGGUUGAUGGGUGCCAUGUCCAAUGAUCCCUCCUUGCUUGCUCGUUAUGCUGGUUUUUACAAGGCCACUCAAUCUGCUGGUGCUGCUAUUUCUUUCGGUAUUGACGCUGUUAAUAUCCCACUGAAAUGGGAAUGUCUCAUUUGCUGGCUGUUGGUCUUUGUAUCAUUCCCCUUGAUUGCCGUGGUCGCUCACAAUGUGAGUGAGACGAAUGAAGACCCUGUUGAAAACCAAAUCAACGAUGACGAAGGUUUUACCAGGUCUUCCAUCAACUCCAAUGAAAAAGCUCAUAUUGAGCAAACAUCAUGUGCUUAA
This is a messenger RNA of Mucor velutinosus, 1383 nucleotides long. RefSeq lists its product as uncharacterized. The transcript is spliced from 3 exons. Bases 1 to 1383 code for a protein of 460 amino acids. Lineage: Eukaryota; Fungi; Mucoromycota; Mucoromycetes; Mucorales; Mucoraceae. The record is from RefSeq and is a predicted model, not a curated record.